UUGUAUUGCUUGGGUACUGAGAAAACUGAGGAUUUGAAGAAAACUAAGUACCUACAGUAAAUCUCAAUUUAGUAAAUAAAUAUAAAAUGGCAGAGGCUAAUGAAAACGAGGAAAAUCCUCUGGACAUUGACGGCAGCCAUUUCAACUCUGAUAUGUAUUUGGAACGCCUUCUAAAAUUUGCCAAUUUAAGACAAAUAAUGGACAAAGAGGCCGAAAUAGUCACACAGAGUCAGUUUCUUCAGUCGGAAAUGCAGACAUUAGUCUACGAGAACUAUAACAAGUUUAUAUCGGCCACUGAAACUGUUCGGAAAAUGAGAUCAGAUUUUAAGAUUAUGCAGGAGGAAAUGAACAAGCUUAGUGAAAACAUGAACAAAAUAACAUCGUUUAGCGCACAGAUAUCAGAUUCUUUAAAAGAAAGUGGUAAUAAUGUUAGUAGAUUAUGUGGAACACGACAACUGUUGGAUAAACUUCAAUUUCUGUUCCUUCUUCCGAGCCAGCUGAAUAAAGCGAUUGAGGAAGGGCGCUACUCGGACGCCGUUCACGACUACACACAUGCCCAGCGAGUUCUGCAGAAAUAUGGAAACCAGCCAUCAUUCCAAAGCAUUCAAACAGAAUGUUCCGAAAUAAUUGAUGGAUUGAAGAAAACCUUGAGGGAUAGGCUUUUGAGUCCCGAUACAACCGCUUCAGAGUUAGCUGAAAGCGUAGGAUUGUUAAGACAGCUGCAAGAAACUGACUCCACUCUUCAAGACAUAUUUUUGAACUGUUCUGAAAGCCGCCUAGACCAACAUUUGCAAGCUUUGAGUGGCAUGGUGGACAGUACAGAUAUUUUGGAAUGGGUGGAACACUGCAAUAACACCCUCUUAGCCGACUUAGGCAUAGUCAUAUCCUGCUACCAUGAAAUGUUUCAGGAAAAAGACAAUACAAACUUGCCUGAUUUUGCUGAUAAAGUCAUGACUCAAGUAUUCCAUCUUUUUGAAGAAGUGGUUAAAAGACCAGAGAACAUUGGUACAGAGAUUCUUAUUAGAGGAUUGGAUAAAUUCUUUAGAAAACUGCAGGCAAUGACAGAGAUUAUACUGAGUGACGGCAUGUCUAACAAAGCUGUUGACACUGUUGUUCAAUGCAUUAACCAUAAGGCUACAAUACAGUACCAGUCCAUUCAGGCCCAAUUUAAAGAGAGUCUCAUGAAAGUUAGGCAGUCGCUUGCAAGCAAGGGCGCAGAGAGCCCUGAUCUUAAAGAGAUUCUAAACUCCCUUCAGGUUUAUCUAAUGCAGAAAAUACAAGCUUCCUUAUUAGACUUGAUGGCAUUUCUACAAAAUAACCUAUCAUUUGGGCUUAAGCCAUGGUGUGCAAAGGCUGUAGCAGAUAACUGCUGGGUUAUAAUCUCAGAAUCCAUGGCAAAUCUGUCAGAUACAGUUAAAAAAAUGGCUUGCCUGCAGUCCAACAACAACAUUCCAUUUGAAUUACUCCUGAUUUUAGCCAAACUUUGUUUAGACAUGCAGGAUAAUGGAGUAAACACUUUGCAUACUCAUCUGUUGAAGCUCUUAGAGGAGUCGGCACCGGGGUUAACAGUAGAGAACAAAGAUACUAAUAGUAUAAUGGUGCAUCUAUCAACAGCGGCACAGACUGCAUUAGAUUCUGAAGUUGUUUAUAUAGGACAGACUGCAGCACAAAUGUUGCGAGUGUCUGUGUUAGCUAGAGACUGGCUCCGCGCUCCGGAGCCGCGAGGUCCGCGAGCAGUCUGCAGGAGGGUCGUAGAGACACUUGCAAGUGCAGACAGUGCCGCUUCACAACUAUUUCCAACCAGCAUGAAGCAAUCCAGCGACUCCAGCCGUAGAACUAUCUGGUCGCGCGCGCCUUCAUCAUUCUCACCUAUAAAUAGGAUUUUCUCUGAGAGAAUUGAGGUGUUUAGUCCAGCAGGGGCUGAUAGAGCAGCAUUAUCAAAUGGAGCCCUCAAAGUGGCCCUAAAGGCCUUAGUGGAGUGCGUAAGAUUGCGCACUUUCGGCCGCCAUGGCUUGCAGCAAUUGCAAGUUGAUAUACAUUUUCUACAACAAAGAUUAUCUUGCAUGGGGAAUGACGAGAGACUCCUGAACGCUCUUCUAGAGGACGCUUUAGCCUCAGCACAGUUAAGAUGCGUGGAUCCUCAACUCAUGGAGCCUAGCAUUGUUGACAUCAUUUGUGAAAGAGGGUAGGAGAAAUAGGAUAAGAGAAAAAGGAACGGAAUUAGUUAUUAUUUAUUGUCAUAAACUACAAAUUAUAAACAUGUUGGUAUAAUUAUAUAUUCCAUUGAAAAUAAACACAUGAACUAUU
Molecule: messenger RNA, 2307 nt
Organism: Cydia amplana
Lineage: Eukaryota; Metazoa; Arthropoda; Insecta; Lepidoptera; Tortricidae
Gene: Vps51
Product: vacuolar protein sorting-associated protein 51 homolog
Exons: 1
Coding region: 87-2189 (700 amino acids)
Biological process (GO): Golgi vesicle transport; Golgi organization; endocytic recycling
Cellular component (GO): GARP complex; EARP complex; membrane
Source: RefSeq, a predicted model, not a curated record